AGAAGUGUCAGAUGCAGGGAAAGGGGUAGCUAGGUAACCCGGCUUGCCAAGGUUUACGAUGGAAACGGCACCAAACGUUACGCUUGACCUUUAAUCAGGACACAGAAACUCGAUCUGCUGACGAUUCCUACCUAGUAUCUGCCAUUUUUACGUCAUUCGAGGCAUUUUUCAAACGUGUUAGGAUACUAUAGCCACAAGCUGGCAGGCUUGCUAGCUAAAUUAAUAUGCUAAACGUUACCUGAAAGACAGCAUGUUGGCUAUUAAUGGAUAAGCAAAUUUUCGUGUGCUAACUGUGGUGGAAACGAAAUAAUUAUGGCUGAUACAUGUUCAAGAGGGAUGGAAAGAGGCAGAGGAAGGAUUACAUCAGAUUCUAUGACGAGAGGCGCAUAUCCUCAACAGUAUGUUCACCCUGGCACACAGCAGCAGGGCAUAGACAUUCAGGAGCUUGCCUCUAAACGUGUCGAUAUCCAGAAGAAACGGUUUUAUUUGGACGUAAAACAAAGUGCAAGGGGCAGAUUCCUAAAAAUUGCAGAGGUUUGGAUUGGAAGAGGCCGCCAUGAUAACAUCAGGAAGAGCAAAUUAACGCUGUCCAUGUCAAUGGCACCCGAUCUACGAUAUUGCCUGGGGGACUUCAUCGAUUAUUACGCUCACAUUGGGUUGCGAGGUGGCCUGGUACCACGGCCAGAAGAGCAGAGCAAUGGCCAGGGCCGCCCCCAAGAUUCCCGCAGAAGACAGCAAGAUCACCACCACGCAGCAUCAGUAUCUCCCACCGGCUCUGCGGUGUCGGAGGAGCAUACUCAUCGCGUCCUGAAGAGUGAAUUCAUUGAGAGAGACAAUAGAAAGUACUAUCUGGAUCUGAAAGAGAACCAGCGAGGCAGGUUCCUCCGCAUCAGACAGACUGUCAGCAGAGGACAUGGCACCAUGGGUUACUACGGCCAGGGCAUCGAGCAGACCAUAGUGUUGCCGGCUCAAGGGCUAAUCGAAUUCAGAGAUGCACUGUCGCAGCUUAUUGAAGACUACGGCGAUGGUGAUGCAACGGAUGAGCGUGGAAGAGGCAAUAGGAACCACGAAGAAUCCCCCGAGCUUCCCGAGGCAGAAUCCUUUCGAGUGGACAAUAAGAGGUUUUAUUUCGACGUUGGUUCCAACCGCUACGGUGUGUUUUUGAAGAUUAGCGAGGUACGACAGCCAUACAGGAACACCAUAACAGUCCCCAUGAAAGCCUGGGCCAGAUUUGGAGAGAAUUUCAUCAGGUAUGAGGGAGAAAUGCGGCGAAUUUUCACCUGUCACGAGAAGAGGACAGAGACUCGCGAGGACGGUGAAGACCAAGAGGAUUGACAAUGGCAUACUGUGGUUGUUAGAGGUUUCUAGUGAUGGUGGGUUAAAACGGAAAAGGGAAAAGGUAAACGUGACAAUAUCCUAGUUUAUAAGAAAAAGUAUUCUCAAUGUACCUCUAUAAUACUGUACUGUAUGACUAUUGUCAACUAGCACUUUUACAUUUUUUCAUGGUUAUUGUGUUUCAUUCGUAUAUUUAGAUUAUGGCGUCCGUUUUGAAAUCGGUGCAGGAGGACGGUUUGCCUAUUCUUGCACAAUGAAAACUAAUAUACAAAAUGCUAGAUGAUAAUAUAGCUAGGUCAUUUAUAUGAAGCGUAGAAAAAUGUUUCGUUGUGGUCGACUGUCCAUUUCAAGAAUUGCAGUGUGUGUGAAUGUACGUGCGUGUGCGCAUGUGCUUGUUUGAGUGAAGAAGAAAAAAGGUGAGCCCCAUAUACCUCAGGGUGAGACAUGAUAGUGUACAACUUCCGGUAUCCCACCAGCAUUGGCAGUGGGGUGUAUUGUAAGAUUUACAGCUGAAGGCUAGACAUGAUAUUGUUGUUUAAACAUCAACAAUCAUUUGCUCUGUGUAGUUAGUAUUUAAUGAUUGAGGAUUUAAUCUUAGUAUAGAAUAAACAAGGAUGAAGGAUUUGGGGUAUUGUUAUCCGUGUGGUUUGGGCACUAACCAAAUAAUAUAAUAAUAAUAGUACUUGAUAGAAAUGCACACUACCACGAGCCUGAACUCCAGAACCUGUUUUGCUAACAUUCCACUCCCAUGUCCUCUGUGUCAUGCCAAACAUGACAUAAGAUAGCAAAGAGUGCAAUGAUAACUCAGACUGGUACCCAUGCAACACUACUAUGAGAAUAUGUAUCUUUAAACAAUGUCUGUCUGCAAAAUAAUCAUCUAAUGCCUAUAUGAAAGAUAUGAUUCAUGGGCUUAGAUAUGAUAUACAAAGUGGGAGAUCAAGAAACUGUUGAUUAGCAGUGAUGCUGUAAUUUCUUAGUUAUAACGGUAGUGUUACAUCAUCUCAUAUACAUUCACACACAGCUUUGACAGAAAGAUAGGCUAUUAUUCAUGCAAUCUACUUUUUAUCGCACCACCGAGCACAGUAGAUGUUCAUUCCAUGUUUUUGGGAUGCAUCCCAAAUGGCACCCUAUUCCCUGUAUAGUGCCCUACUUUUGACCAGGGCCCAUAGGGAGCUGGUCAAACGUAGUGCACUAUAAAGGGAAAACUGUGUCAGUUGGAACGGAGUCUUGGUGUAGCCUUAAAACUGCUCAUGUUCCAGAAUUUCAGUAAAAAUUCUGAUGCCUUCACAAAUCUUGCAAUGAUACUUGAAACAUUGAGAUCAAGCCCAUGCAGCUAUCAAUACACCCCAGAUACCCUUACUACUAACAGGUGCAACUUAGUCUGUGUGUCCCCAAAAUUAUCAUUAUCACAUUGUGUAUUUUAAAAGUUAUUUAAUGCAUUUUACUGUCAUUUAUUAACAUAUUAACAAAUUAAUUUGAAGUGAAAACCAAAUUUCUCACUUGGAUUUUUUGAUGAUCUGCUAUACAAUAUUUUUAGUGUCAAGUCAUGCUGAGAAAAGCUCCUAACACAGAUAAUCUUUAUUGAUAUAGGCUUUGUUGCCUAUGUGUUAAUUAAGCAAUAAGGCAUGGGGGUGUGGUAUAUGGCAAAUAUACCAUGGCUAAGGGCUGU
Molecule: messenger RNA, 3004 nt
Organism: Oncorhynchus gorbuscha (pink salmon)
Lineage: Eukaryota; Metazoa; Chordata; Actinopteri; Salmoniformes; Salmonidae
Gene: purg
Product: purine-rich element binding protein G
Exons: 1
Coding region: 313-1335 (340 amino acids)
Biological process (GO): regulation of transcription by RNA polymerase II
Cellular component (GO): nucleus
Molecular function (GO): purine-rich negative regulatory element binding; RNA polymerase II transcription regulatory region sequence-specific DNA binding; DNA-binding transcription factor activity, RNA polymerase II-specific
Source: RefSeq, a predicted model, not a curated record